Molecule: messenger RNA, 2054 nt
Organism: Cajanus cajan (pigeon pea)
Lineage: Eukaryota; Viridiplantae; Streptophyta; Magnoliopsida; Fabales; Fabaceae
Product: argininosuccinate lyase, chloroplastic
Cellular component (GO): cytosol
Molecular function (GO): argininosuccinate lyase activity
Source: RefSeq, a predicted model, not a curated record
ACAGACGCGAAUGCUCAGUUACUCUUCCAAAACCUUGUUCACAAAUAAAUAAAUAAAUAAAUAAUUAAACUCUUCCAAAACCCUGAAAUCUGAAAGCAAUCAUGGUUGCCAUAGGUACCCAGUGUUCAAGCUUCGUCUCCUCAUCCCGCUACUCCCUCCCCACAACUCCACCCUACCGCUCAUUUCCUCUCGUUAGGAUCGCCACGCCAAGAAUGGAAGCAUCUCGGCCCCAGGUCCAGGUCCAAGCCCAAGCCCAAGCCCAAGCCCAGGCCCAGCCCAAGCCCAAGGAGGCGAAGCUGUGGGGCGGCAGGUUCGAGGAGGGCGUAACCGACGUCGUGGAGCGCUUCACCGAGUCGAUCUCCUUCGACAAGGCGCUCUACAAGCACGACAUAAUGGGAAGCAGAGCGCACGCUUCAAUGCUCGCUCACCAGGGUUUGAUAAGCGCGAGCGACAGAGACUCCAUUCUCCAAGGUUUGGACGAAAUCGAGAGGCGCAUUGAGAACGGAGAGUUCAAUUGGAGAGCGGACAGAGAAGAUGUGCACAUGAACAUCGAGGCUGCGCUCACCGACCUGAUCGGCGAGCCUGCGAAGAAGCUUCACACUGCGCGCAGUAGGAACGAUCAGGUUUUGACUGACUUUCGCCUCUGGUGUCGCGACGCCAUUGAUAAGAUCCUCGUGAGCAUGAAGCAGCUUCAGGUGUCGCUGCUGACGCUGGCUUUGAACAAUGAGGGAGUCAUUGUUCCUGGUUACACUCACCUGCAGCGCGCGCAGCCGGUUUUGCUGCAGCAUCUUCUGUUGGCUUAUGUUGAGGAGAUUGAGCGUGAUGCUGGACGUUUGGUAGAUUGCAGAGCUAGGAUGAAUUUCUGCCCCUUGGGGGCUUGUGCCUUGGCUGGUACAGGGCUUCCCAUUGACCGAUUCAUGACUUCAGAAGCUUUAGGAUUUACGGCUCCCUUGAGAAAUAGUAUAGAUGCAGUUUCAGAUCGAGAUUUUGUACUGGAAUUUCUUUCUGUUAAUGCCAUCACAGCUGUUCAUCUCUCUCGACUUGGUGAAGAGUGGGUAUUGUGGGCUUCAGAGGAGUUUGGAUUUAUCACUCCAAGUGAUUCUGUUUCAACUGGGAGUAGUAUAAUGCCUCAGAAAAAGAAUCCAGAUCCAAUGGAACUUGUUCGCGGGAAGUCAGCCAGAGUCAUUGGGGAUCUGGUUACUCUUCUCACAUUGUGCAAAGGACUUCCUCAUGCUUACAACCGUGACUUACAGGAAGACAAAGAGCCAGUAUUUGACAGUGUUAAAACUAUUUUGGGGAUGCUUGAGGUAUCAGCAGAAUUUGCACUAAAAAUUACUUUCAACCGGGAAAGAAUACAAAAGGCAUUACCUGCAGGUCAUCUCGAUGCAACCACACUUGCUGAUUAUCUUGUCAAUAAGGGUGUGCCAUUUAGAACGUCCCAUGAUAUCGCUGGAAAAUCUGUUGCUUUAUGUACAUUGAAGAACUGCCAACUGCUGGACUUGAGUCUUGAUGAACUGAGAAGUAUAAAUCCAGUAUUUGAGGAGGAUGUGUAUGAAUAUCUUGGAGUAGAAAAUGCGAUCCAGAAAUUUGUCUCUUACGGCUCCACAGGGUCAGCAUGUGUUGCUAGCCAACUUGAUUAUUGGACGAAAAAACUUGAAAUGAAGUGAAGAUUGCCCUAAUUAUCAUGAAAUUUUCGUUGUGCUAGGGAAGCCAAUUCCUGAGACUUGGAAUAAUAGCUCGCUGGCUUGCCAAAGACCCUGCAACACGUUAUUCUGGAAUUAACCAAGAUGAUGCCUUUGAAUUGUGUAGAGCAUUAGAUGUUAUAUGCUAAUUAGUCAGGGUUACUUAAUAGGUAGUUCAGAAUCAAAUAUGCCAUGCCUUGGAAGUUAUGAGAUUCUAGCAUUUUACAUUAUCUGUUGGACUGUAAUUUCAGCAUGCCGAAUGAAUUUUGUGUGGCUUUUAAUGAAAUAAAGUUCAUAUUAAGCCACCUGACGGCAUGAGUUGAUUGGGGGGAAAAGUUAAAUGAUUAUCAAUAUCAUAAUCAGCAUAAUAUU